AUGACUAUCCAUACGAAGCAUAUUAUUCGUGUUUGGGAUCAUUUCAUGACUCCUGAUGAAGAGGCUAAAGUGUUUGGUAUAAUCAAUGAAGUGAUUGAUGAGAGACCAUUGGAGUUGGUGAAAGAUGUUGUUGGAGAUGAAAUCAAAGAUAAAAGUUCGAGUUGA
Messenger RNA from Eruca vesicaria subsp. sativa (arugula), 165 nucleotides. Lineage: Eukaryota; Viridiplantae; Streptophyta; Magnoliopsida; Brassicales; Brassicaceae. The record is from the annotation of a GenBank genome assembly.